AUGGCCGCUGCUAAGGAAGGAGAGGAAAAGGUGGAAGUCCUCAAUUAUAAGGACUCGUUCCAUCCUUGCCACGUCUUGGAGACCCUCAAGAGACUUUAUAUGAAAAAAGAACUUUGUGAUGUGGUGCUUGUUGUAGAUGAAGAAGAAAUCAAAGCUCACCGCGUGGUUUUAGCGGCCAAUAGUGCUUACUUCUAUUCAAUGUUUACAACGGACAUGUGCGAAAGUGUUCAGAAAAGGAUCUCCCUCAAAGGUAUAGAGUUCGAAGCUGUGGAGCUUUUAGUCAACUUUUGCUACACUUCGUCAAUAAAGAUUACGGAAAAAAAUGUGCAGAACCUUUUGUCCGUGUCGAAUUUACUACAGUUCAACACAGUCAUCGAAUCGUGUUGCGGGUUCUUGAAGAACCAGCUGCACCCCUCGAACUGUUUGGGAAUUGGUAAUUUCGCCGACCAUCAUGGCUUUUCUGAUCUUCAAAAUGCCGCCCAGUGCUACGCUGAAAAACACUUCCUUGAGGUAAUCAAGUCUGAGGAAUUUCUAAACGCGACGUUCGAACAAAUUGCAGCCAUGUUGAAAAGUGAUUACCUAGAUAUAGCGAGCGAAAAAGAGGUUUUCGACUCUGUUAUUCAAUGGAUUACACAUGAUGAAUCAAGGAGGAGGCGACAUUUGCCGGAAUUUCUUAAAGACAUCAGAUUGACGUUGCUCCCGCCAAAAAUUUUAGGUAAGCAAGCAUUAACUCACUAAAUAUCUGAUAAGUAAUAACAAGGUUAUGUUAAAUAAUUAACAAAAUAAAAUAAUAAUAAUAAAAAAAAAUUUACUCACUUAUUUUGUUUAUUUUGUCCUGCCUGAGUGAACGUGUCUUUUCCGGCUUUCUCACAUGAUCGAUUUUUGAACUUCAAACUUCUCAGUCUAUUUAAAAAAGCCAUUUCAGUUGAAAGUUUCAAAAGAGCAGAUCUUUCUUUUUUUAUAUUUAGGUGAUUAUUAAUUUUCUUCAGAAAAUGAAACUCUCAUGACUUGAAUAAAUAUUGAAAAAAAUUAUGUUUCGGAUCAGAAGUUACACCUUCUGCCCACAAAAGUGACGCUUGAUGUUACAAAGAUUUUCACUUUUCUUUGCUACUUGAUCUUGAAAAGUGAAAACUGACAAAAAGCAUAGUUGUUUGCAAAGGUGAGUGAGAAAAGGAAGUAAAUGAGAAAUUGUUCCCUUAUAUUAAAUAUUAUAGUUUGUUUACAUUUAAGCACUGAACCGAAUACACCUAUUAUUGAUAUCAGGACAUAAUAAGUUACUGUAAAAUUAUAAUAAAUUAUAUUCAAAUAUCACUACUGAUACUAUAAUAAUACUGAUACAAUAAUUCAUCAUUUUACCCUCGACUAACUGUUAGGCAAGGGUGAAGAAUGUCAAGUAGAUUCCAUUGGUUUUUAUGACGCCUCCUCACCCACUCCCACACUGGGAAUAUUUCCAGGAAAGGUUCAUGCCAGACUAGGUUCCACAGAGGUUCCAUUAUUACCUUUCGUGGAGUGGGUAUAGAUGACUUGUCAAAUAAAAAAAAAAUGUGCUUAUUUCCUUAUCUGACAAAAAUAAUGAGACAUGUACACACAGGCUGCAGACAGUUAUCAUCUAUAAAUUAAUUUCUAAGUGAGUCCAUCCACCCACAUAUAUACAUUUUUUCUAAUAAUUAUAAAAUUGUUCCAGGUAAUUUGCCUUCAACCCUCUUCCCACUUCCAAGAUAAAGUUCAUAGUACUAUAAAUCCCAUCCACCUCAAAAGAAAAAAAUAGAAAGUUUCUGCAUGCAUUACUUGUUAUUUGUCAUUUCAGUUGACUGUAUAGAAAGUGAAAAGCUGGUUGAAAGUAAUGAUACUUGCAUGAGGUUAAUCAGUGAAGCAAAGAACUAUCAUCUGCUACCUGAGAGAAGAGAGAAAGUGCCCUUUGUCUCCCAGGCGAGGCAAAAGGCACAUGGAACAAUGAUAUAUAUUGUUGGUGGUGAAAUACACAACAGAGUGUUCAACAAUGUUAGGAGAUUCAAUUUUGAGACCAAUGUCUGGGAUGAGGUGGCCCCAAUGAACAAACAUCGUGAUGGUGUAGGGGUGACAGUUUAUAGUGGACAUAUAUAUGCUGCAGGAGGUAAGAUUGUUCCAAGACUUUCUUAGGGAUUCAGAUACUCCAUCCUCUUUAGGCUAUUCUCCACAACAGCUACGUGAGGGGAGAGGGAGCGCCUGCCAGGUGCUCUCUCUCCCUUAGCAUGUCUCCCUUUGACACAUGGUAUUUGCAGCUUUCAUCUCAAAACUUUGUGGUCAACCAAACAUGAAUGCUACCGGCUAUGUAGAUCACCAUGAUCAAUUCUCAAGUGUGAAAUGUCUGCUAUCUCUUCGCCCUACCCUACUGAGGGGCAAGGGAACAGUUGACACUUUGAACUAGUAAGACCUCUAUUCCAAAAAAUUUCCUGGACAUAAUUUGGGAAUUUUUAGCUGAACAGUGUGUAAUAACAAUUUUUUAGACUAACCAAUUCACACCAUACUAAAAUAUUUCUCAAGGUUGUGACGGCGAUGUAGCUCUCAGCUCUGUCGAAUGUUAUCACCAGGCUACAGACAAGUGGACAUACGUUCAACCCAUGGCAUGUGGAAGACAUGCCUUUGGUCUGGUAGAGUUGGAUGGUUGGCUCUAUGCAUCAGGAGGCAGUGAUUUCUCACGUUCUGAAUACAACAGUUUGGAACGCUAUGAUCCAGUCAAGUUAGUAUCAUCACAGGGUUCAUGGGAACAUGUAACUCAAACUUACAAUAUACUGUUGUGCCUUUACUUUGAAAAAAAAAAAAGAAAUGAUUACACAAAAUGUUACUCUGAGCAACGCAUCGGAAGGAAAACACAAAAAGUGGAGCAAAAAUGUAAAUUGUAAUUUGUUUACCCAUCGAGCACAAAGGAGUUCAUAAGAACUCGUUGAAACGUGUCCGUGCGUUCCAGAUCAAAUUGGAAUUUGAAAGUGUUGGUUUUAGGAGAGGGGAAAACCAGAGUACCCGGAGAAAAACCUCUCAGAGCAAGGGACAGAACUAACAACAAACUCAACACACAUAUUUGUCUCAUUCUUAAAUAGGGUCAGGGUUUAAGAUGCUGGGUGGCACACAGCCAUCCAAAAUUUAUGAGAGUACCCCCUCCCCGAGGUUAUGUCUAUUAAGUCAAGGGAUUUAAGUGGGUGGGGGUAUGCAUAACAUAGCUGACUGUAAUCCUCAGGGUUUCAACUUAUUGAUGAAUGAUUUGACUAAAAAUACUGGAAUCCUUCAGUAUAUUGUUUUCUUCUUCAAAUUAUGGCUGCUACAUCACUGGGAUUAGAAAAGAUCGAGAAAGACGAGAGGAAUUUUUGUAGAAGCAGUCAAAUGAUUCCACCUUGAUCACUGCUUAUCACUACCCUGUGGGAAUCUUUGUGCUUUGUCUUACACUAGUAAGGCUUUCUCAGUUAUUUAGUGCUCGUGGCUGGGCUUCAAGAAUUGCUCAUGUGGCUCACUGCAUUUCUUUGAAAAGUGCUCACCCACAUUGCCAAACUAAGAAACUAAACAAGUUCUUAGGACUUUCCCCCUCUCCCUUUUCUAGAUGAUAAGGAUAUCAGAAAGACUGUACAGGCUCUUUCUCUUCUCAUAUUGUUAAUCUGUUUAAAAAAGUUAGCUCAUAUCAUCUCCUUCUUCCUGUCCUUGCAUAUUGAAAUAACUUGUUCUUUUAAUUUUUCCAUUUUGUUGAUAAUUGCCCCACCCACCCUUUUGUUAGAAAUUGCCCUGACACUUAAUUCAAGUGGUUAGAUGAUGCAAAAGUUAAACUUUUUUUCUGCUCAGAAAAAUAUAAUUUGGGAAUUUUCCACAAAUUUUCAAGGCAGACCAUUUUUAUGAGAAUUUUCAGGGCUGUCAGUAAGACUUCUAGUUUCCAGGUAUUUAUGUUACAGGUCAAAAUUAAAUCCAGGUUAAAAUUUGUUAACUUAUGUUGAUCAACAAUUUCCUUUGUCUCCUAGCCUUAAUUAUUCAUCAAUUAGGGCUAGGAGACAAUUAAGGUAAUUGAGAAUCAACCUAGGUUAAAGAAUUUUAACCUGAAUUUAAUUUUGGCUAGUAACAUAUACAUUAUUAGUAGGUGAGGAGGUUUUUUUGGGUACAUUUUUCUUUUGUUUCCUAAUUAUGAAAGUAGCCAGGGGUCAUCCUCAUAGUAACUGGGGGAAAUCCCCAGUUCCAUGCCCUUAGUGACAGCCCUGAUUCUCAUAAUUAUACUAUUUCAUUCAGUCUUUAUUGCACCAGUAAUGACCACAGGCUAAUACCUCUUUUCAGAGAUGUAUGGACUCACAUGAAACCCAUGAGCACAAUGCGAGAGGAGGUUGCUAUGGUGACCCUAGAUGGAGCUAUUUAUGCCAUUGGAGGUGACAAUGGGGUAUCCAUACUUAACACAGCUGAAAGGUAUGAUCCAAGGCUAGAUCAAUGGAGUGCUUGUGUUCCCAUGAGUUACAGAAGGAGAUACUUUGGAGCAGCAGUACUAAAGGGCAAGAUUUUUGUUCUUGGAGGAAGCGACUAUGAUGAGGAUCACAAUUCUGUGGAGUGCUUUGAUCCUCGAAUGAACAGGUGGCUAUCACUUCCUCCCAUGUUGACGCGCCGUGAAAGCCCAGGUGUUGUAGCAAUUGAUGACAAACUAUAUGCUAUGGGCGGUGCUUGCGUGAAUGUUGAAACAGAGCAGAUUGAUUGUUAUGAUCCUUUAAGUAACAAGUGGGAGGAGUUUACACCACUGCCAUUAGCCAUAGAAGGAAUGGGUGUAGCUGUAAUGUGA
Messenger RNA from Porites lobata, 4777 nucleotides. NCBI's taxonomy places the organism in Eukaryota, Metazoa, Cnidaria, Anthozoa, Scleractinia, Poritidae. The record is from the annotation of a GenBank genome assembly.